Messenger RNA from Symbiodinium necroappetens, 1506 nucleotides. The record is from the annotation of a GenBank genome assembly. NCBI's taxonomy places the organism in Eukaryota, Dinophyceae, Suessiales, Symbiodiniaceae.
AUGUCAGCUGCAGCUGUCUUCAACCAGAUGAUCGCCAAGCCCAGUGCAGCUUCCAGCUGCCCGCGCGCAGCCGAAGUUGCGGCCAGCGGUCGCCCAGCUUGCAUGAGCAGACAAGAGCUCGCUCUCAGUCUGUGUAGCCCUCCAGCGGCAAUGAUGCCUGCUCCUGAGCCCUCUCCGACAAACAGAGAUCAAUCGCCGGUGGCGGAGCGCUCCGGAAGCUGCUGUGGUGGAUGCAGCCUUGCACUUGCCUCGACGACCAUGGUGCUUUUGAUCGCUGCAGCGACUGUUUCUGUGUUGCUCUUAAACUUGCAAAGCUUGGAGUCUCGGGAGUUUGACACCUCUGGCAGAAAGAUCUUCUCGAUCAGCGUCAUGACGAAAGAGCUGGAAGUGUCGAAGCAGGCAUCGCAGCUCGGAGCUCGCAUGUCCCGACGCAAGACUGACGGCGACUCACGAAUGCUGGACAUCGGAGAGUUUCCGGUCUGCUGCACUUCUUCGGAGACAGGCAAGAUCGUUCGCCGCCGGCGACAAGCCAAAGGAGGGACUCUCCAUCAGUACAUGACAGCCCGCCGACCGUCACAGCCGGAGUGUUUGCCCCAGAUUCCAAGUCCGAGGGUUGAGAAGGAACCUUUGCAGAGGCACACCAGUCUGCCGGCGAUCGUGGAUGUGAAGACCGAAGCAUUGUUGCUGUCCCGCCAACUCCACCUGGAUUUUCAUGAAGUGAAGCACGCCGUGCAAGAGUUGCGGAAAGAACAUGCAGAACUUGCUAACGGAGGCAUGGAGCUUGCAACUUUUCGAGACUGCGUACUUCGAGCCUUCAGCGUCAAAGCCAUCAACGAUCGACUCCUCCAGGAUGCAUACCGCCAAUGCAAGGCAGCAGAUGGACCAGUGAGCCCCAAGCGGUUCUUGGCCUGGUAUCGGGACCACAUCUUCAUCUUCAUGCAUGACCAGGAGAAUGACCCCGCAAAGGAAAGUGCAGAUGCUUUGACUCUCGAGCUUGCCAAGAAACACGAUUGCUCUUGCAUCGAGCUUGACAAGGUCAAGCUGCAGUUCGACCACUUUGAUACCGACAAGUCAGGCCUGAUUGAGUACAAUGAGUUUGAGUCGAUGAUGUACACGCUCCUACAUUGCGCCAACAAGUCAGACCUCCCACCGAAUCGCAUUGAACGCUUCUGGCAUGAGGUGGACUUGGAUGGCAAUGGAUCGGUGGACUUCACGGAGUUUACGGAGUGGUAUCUCAAGUACUUCGCCCUGGCCCAGGAGCAUGGUCCCAUUGAGGCAUUCUAUGCUUCUUUCAUGCCAAGCGUUCAACGGACCAAAAGCUUGGAGUCCAGAAACUCGAUGGCAAGCCCUAGGGAAGUGAAGGACGAUGCUUUCACGGUUCUGCGCCCGCUGGCACAGCCCAAGAAGCUCGAGCCCCUUCGAUGCCGAGAGGAGGUCCGCGUCUCUCCGAAAUCCAUGAGGCGUCGUAUGACCACCGGGUCCUGCAUCGACAACUCACUCUGUUGA